AUGAAGUUUCCAGUCGUCCUAGUACUGGCAGCACUUGCCAAUGUCAUCCAAGCAUUCCCAGUCGUAGAAAGUCGAUCUCCCUCCCUCGAGGCUCGCGGCGGCAUCAAAUGCAACCCUCCCGGCGAGCAUAGGUGUGCGGCCAUCGUCUGGGUUACUAUUCAGUCCAACGGACUGGAUCUUGGAACCGGUACUUCCCGCGGCGUUCAGGUCGUCGGUGGCAAUUGCGAUAACAUCAUUGCAAGUGGGAAGUUGAUCAGAGGGGACGGAGGCUCGAAAGGUAGAGGCUGGAGCGCUGAUUUCACCACGACUUACGGCCCGCACCUAUAUAUCGGUAUAACGAAUCUUGGUAUCAGGACCAUUUCUGGAGUCAGGUUCCAGUACAAUGGGAAGAGCUAUGAGCAGAAACACUGCAAAGGAUUUCAGGACCAUGAUAGCUGGCGCAUUAUGGAUGUUCCUGGACUGGUUGGCUCACGCGCUAUAGACGCUAUGCAGUGCAACUUUGACUGUUAG
Parastagonospora nodorum SN15 is the source of this 510-nucleotide messenger RNA. RefSeq lists its product as hypothetical. The record is from RefSeq and is a predicted model, not a curated record. Lineage: Eukaryota; Fungi; Ascomycota; Dothideomycetes; Pleosporales; Phaeosphaeriaceae. The transcript is spliced from 2 exons. Bases 1 to 510 code for a protein of 169 amino acids.